GGAAUUUGUGAUGUCAGUUAUUCUCCGCCCCUUUUUGGCAGCAGCAGGAAGUUCCGGUGUGACCUGGGAUAGCAAGCGUAGCACCUGUUCCAGUGUAUGUGUGGCAACAACAUGUCUGUGCCGCUGCUUGCCGAGGCUGUGACGGUGUCGGGGACCGAGAAGGAGACAGCUGCAGUUAUCUUCCUCCAUGGGUUAGGUGAUUCUGGACAUGGCUGGGCGGACGCCAUGACGUCCAUCCGACUGCCCUAUGUGAAGUACAUCUGCCCACACGCGCCUAGAAUACCUGUUACCUUGAACAUGAAGAUGACUAUGCCCUCAUGGUUUGAUCUGAUGGGAUUGAGUCCAGAGUCUCCAGAAGAUGAGGCUGGAAUCAAGAGGGCAGCGGAGAACAUCAAGGCUAUUAUUGACCAUGAGGCUAAGAACGGAAUCCCCCCCAACCGGGUGCUUCUAGGGGGCUUCUCACAGGGCGGCGCUCUCUCCCUCUACACUGCGCUCACCUGCCAGCAGCAGCUUGCUGGUGUGGUUGCCCUGAGCUGCUGGUUACCACUACACAAGUCCUUCCCUCAGGCAGCGAGUAACAGUGGGAACCGGGAUAUGCCCAUCCUCCAGUGCCAUGGGGAGAUGGACCCCAUGAUCCCGGUGCAGUUUGGAGCCAUGACAUCCGAAAAGCUUAAGAGCAUUGUCUCGCCGCAGAAAAUCAGCUUCAUUACCUACCCCAAUGUCAUGCAUAGCUCCUGUCCUCAGGAGAUGUCUGCUGUGAAGGAGUUUAUUGAGAAGCAGUUGCCCCGAAUCUGACCUCUCUGUGACCCCACUGUGACCUUCACACACUGAUCCUCACCUUCAACCUGCCAUUCUCCCACAGGAAACAGCCAUGAACACAUCCCCAUCACACAUACCCAAGGAGCUACACACACACACACACACACACACACAUAUACAUACAUACACACAUAUAAAUUCAAUCUGUAACAGAAAUGCAUACCAACACACCAACACACAAACACCACAUUCAAAACGGCAAGAAACAUAUGCAUUAAUAAAUACACAGGCAUGGACAUUCAGUUGUACAUACUGUGAACAUUUCAGAAACACCUUGUUUGGACAUACUGUACCUUUGUGUACACGGAAGUAUUUGUCAAAUGUUACUGGACACACUGUUUGUAAACGCACAGGGUUAAAACACAGCGACUAGUUUGUGCUUGCUCUGGCAAACACACUCGUCCUGAAGGACCACUUAUUCACACAGUACGUCUUAAUAUGCCUUUAUCACACUCUGCCCCAAGCAACCCUCAACAUUCCCUCAUCAGCUGGCAUUCAUACUGUCUCCCUUUCGCUUUACCUCCCUCUGUCUUUCUGUCUACUCUUUCACUCUCUCACACCCACUCUCAUGCUGUGUGAGUAAGACUGCAAGGGAGUUGUACCGAAAACAUUAGGCCUUACCUGGGUCUGGACUUGUUGACCACGACCCAUUCCAACUACCCACCCACCCACCCACCCUCCUCCCACCCCCACCCUUCACCCAACUGCAUGCUGGGCUGAUCUGCUGGGCUGAAGGGCUCAGGUCCAAGCACUGAUGCCGCCUCUCGAUCUGACUGAUCCACACGUUUGGGGUUAAAUCAUUAAGAAAAAAGAAGGAAACAAUCCAAAUAAAAGACACCAGUGCUUCAUUCAAUCUAUCUAUCACCAUUCUGUUCUGUUCUGUUCUGUUCUUUCAUUAAUACCAUUUAGAUUAUGAAAAUUUGAGCAAUGAUGAAAUUUGUUUGGUUUGUCAGUAUGUUUUUUUUGCUAUUUGAUUGUGCUAUGCCUAAUUGAAGUGACCGAGAACUGUUAAUGUUACAAAGAUAGAGAACAUUAUUAAUUUGAUGCAAAAUCAGACUAUCACAAGGUUUUACAUCUGUGGUAACACAUGGCAUAUUGAAUAUAUAGUGCACUAUUAAUCAAGUUAUAAAAUAACAUUACAAUCCCAAACAUCUAAAUUGAUUAGUUUGAUUAAGAUUAGGAAGAGAGAGAAAAACAUAAUUUUGUGUCCUGCUUAUACCAGUUGACUUGUAGGUAUCAUCUAGCAGUAAGGUAGAAUUUCAUCAUCGUAGUGGUUCUGCACUGUGUUUCGGUUAAGACGAGACCGCCUGUGUUUUUACUUUGGUAGUUUGCUGACAUGUGAGGAUACAUUCAGAGCUAAUGGUCAGGAUUUGAGACGACACAUACACAUACACACUCACUCACACACAUACAUACACACAAACAUGCAUCGGCUGUGGCAACUUGCAAUGGGAAUAUAUCUCUUUUAAAACUAAACUGAAGAAUCAUUUGUUUUAAAAAAGUAUAAGUAUAUAACAGUGAAAUCAAUAAGAUAAUCUCCAGUGAUUUGGGAUUCUGCAUUGGACUCAGGAAUUGGUCCUGCAGUGCCGCUCUGCUUGGGUGUCCUGCACACGUUAGUUCUCCAUGGCUUGUGUUCUGUAUAUCUAAGAAUAUUGUUUUAAUGCUUAAUGUUAAUUGAACAGAUUGUUGUUUGAUAAGUGAUGAAUGUCUUACUCUUCUUUAUGUUCUGUCUUUCUCUUUCCACUCUUCCUUUGAAUAGUUGAUUUUCAAGCCUCCUCCCACAUAUAUUACACCACACCACUGUUCAUCUGUGAGUUUCAUCUCUAAACAGCACUGUCUGCUCCAUAUCCUGUCAAAAAUUAGUCUUACUCCUCAGAGGAGAUAAGUUUACUUUAUGAAUGAAACUCAAGGACAUUAGACCACAAAAGUGUUCUAUUUAAUUAAUCCGUGAAUCCACAGCUUUAGACCUCACAGGGCUCGCUUUCAUAGUUGACCCCAUCUCAAGCCCUCUACCCUUUUUCCGUAUUGGUCUCCAUGACGUUUUCCGUUAUAGUUUCCUUCACUGGCUCUAGGCUUGUAAAGUUGAUUGUAAAGCUGCUCCUUAGAUAGGUCGGCAGAACUUGGUAGCCUAACUUUGAACCCCCACUUCCAGGCUUAUCAAGUCAUGUAUCCCCAACCCCAGCCAUGUUUUGACAUGGACUGAAUUUUUGCGUUCGUUAUUACAUUAUCUCAUUUUGUCAGAUUGUUUUGUCAUUUUUCCUUGCCAUGUUUGUUGACUUACUGUUUUGAAGGACAGCUAUGUCCAUUUUUCCAAGACACCUGUGUAUGGAAUAAAUGAUGCAAAUCGCAU
Molecule: messenger RNA, 3169 nt
Organism: Sardina pilchardus (European sardine)
Lineage: Eukaryota; Metazoa; Chordata; Actinopteri; Clupeiformes; Clupeidae
Gene: lypla2
Product: lysophospholipase 2
Exons: 10
Coding region: 97-795 (232 amino acids)
Biological process (GO): protein depalmitoylation
Cellular component (GO): cytoplasm
Molecular function (GO): palmitoyl-(protein) hydrolase activity; carboxylic ester hydrolase activity
Source: RefSeq, a predicted model, not a curated record